Rhagoletis zephyria (snowberry fruit fly) is the source of this 4980-nucleotide messenger RNA. Its product is annotated as homeobox protein 5-like. Gene Ontology annotation, cellular component: nucleus. The record is from RefSeq and is a predicted model, not a curated record. NCBI's taxonomy places the organism in Eukaryota, Metazoa, Arthropoda, Insecta, Diptera, Tephritidae. Gene Ontology annotation, molecular function: exonuclease activity; nucleic acid binding.
UACUUUGUUGGCGUGACAAAAAUAUUUAUAGACGGACUUAUAUACAUACAUACAUACAUAUGUACAUAUUAAGUGGUGUGGGUGUGAAAAUUCCGCGCGUCUGCAAAUCAAAUAGAAAACUAUACAGCACAAUAAAAUGUAAAAUUUUCUUAAACAGAAAUAAGAACUAAAACAAAUACAUAAAAAUACAAAAUUUAUAAAAACAACAAUAAAUAGAAAACAAAAGCGCGUUGUCAGCCCGUUAAAUGUCGCGACAUUUGUGACACUAUAAAUAAUAAUUUGUCGUGAAAGCGCGCUGAAAAAUAUAAAAUAUAUAUUCGCUUCAAAUUUUGAACAUUACAACAACGAGAACAAUAGCACAGGCAAAGUGUAGCACAGCAAAGUAUGAUAUCGCGUUAGUUUUGGAAAAAAUUUUCAAUACCAACAUAAAAGCAGUAACCUACAAAAAAGGAGCUUACGUAAGAAACCCAAAAAAAGUAAAAAAAAAAGUAUAGCAAGCAUCAAACGUAGUGCUAUGUUAUUUUGCUUCGCGUAAGUGCAUGGAAAUUCGUGACAUUCAUUUGAAAAAUGCAUUUCAACAUUUGACACGUCCAAUUGAACGUGAAAAAACGUGCACGCUUACGUAGCUUUCGGUUUGAAAAUUUUAAAAAUUAUUAUAUUUAUUAGUGAAAAACCGUGAAAAAAUCACAUAAAAAACAUUCGCACUGCAGAGUGUUGUUCGUAGCGCAAAGUGUCCGUGUGGAAGGAAGUAAGCUCCACUUGAAACUUUUGUUGGGGCAGCGGUAUUGAAGCUCCCAACCCACCCCAACAACGAGCCGUGCAUUCGAGCAUUGUGAACAUGGCGAUACAUGUCCUGUCAACUACGAGCAGCCAAAUGACCAGACCACAUUUACGAAAAUCUAUGCGCAUUAUCGAUGAUAACUUAACACUGUACAAACAUAAUAGAAACUUUGUAAAAGCAAAAGUGCACAUGACAGUUGAAUCAAGCAGUCAAGCAACUAGACAAACGGUAUAAGCGAAAAGAUAAACGAUCGAGCAAAUCUGUAGAGCAACAAAUUAAAAACAAACGAUUUACGGAACAGAGCAAAAAGAAAGUGAAACCGCGCGCGAUACAAACGAAGAAAAAGUGAAACAACGCAAGGACUCUGCUUGAGCAUCUAAAAGGAAAUAAAAAAGAUUAAAUUGCAGGCACACCUUGUAAUUCAACGAAAAGCAAGCGAGUGAGUGAGCGAGUUCCAGAGCACAAACACGAGUGUGGCGGUGACUGAACGCGUUAGCAACACGUAAGGACACUGUUGAGCUGUGCAGCUAAGCAAACGAACGAAAUAAGAAAAGAAAAAAAACAACGAGUAAAAAAAGUAAUAAGAAAAGAAGCAGACGCAGUACGAAAAAAGAAAUUUCUAUGUAAAUAAAGGUGUUUGCAUUAAUUUAUUUACAACGAGCGCGCACAUCUGGCAAGCAGGCGGCAGUAACUUCAACGAAGUCCAAAACACAACGCACACCCGCAGAGCAACAAGCUAAAGGCAAUAUAAAAGAACAGAGAGUGAGUGAGAGAGCGCCGCACAAGGAUCUGACGCAAUAGCAGACACAUUCUAAAAGGAUAUUGAACCCACGCAAGCGGACAGUGAGUGUGCGAGUGCGCGUACUUGUUUGCAAUUGUAUUUGUAUCUGUAUUGCUGAGCGCUGAACAACCAACACGUGUUUUCUGUUUGCACCGGCAUAGCUACAGACGCAGCCACAACCAAAGCCAACAAGCCAGCCAGCCAGCCUAUCGAAGCGAAGCAGCAAGGGUAAAUCAAGCAAGUGACGCUAAGCUAUAUUUCAUUCGACAUACGUGACUGGCGGUGGUUGGUGCAACAAUUUAAAGAACGUAGUAGCAGGAUACAUACCUACCUACAAAUCCAAGUAUAAGUAUCUACAGAUACUGCCAACAACAACAAACACGCAUCCUGCCUCAAUUGUUAAUGUGUUGUACAUGUGUCCAUAGUGCAAAGUGAAUGUGUUAGUGGCUUCUAUUUUGUAUAUGUACAAGCAAAGGACAUUCUUUUCUCAACAAUCUUUUUCAAUUGGCACAAGUAAGCGAGUGUGUGUAGAAGCGCGCGCCUAAAGAACGGAAAGGACUGUUACGUUUUUUAUUCAAUUUAAUAACGAAGGAAAGUGUAGUGUUGAGUUUCUUUUUAACUCAUUUAUAAGCAGUUUUUGGGCAUUCGUUUUUUUUUGUUGUUUAAUUACAACAAAUAAUUUUUGGAUAGCCUCCAAUUUGAAAAUGGAUUACUACGAUAGCUUGUUGGACCAUUUGCAAAUGCUGGAUUACAAGGUGCUCAGCCUGUUGGCUGUACCAAUUAUUGCUGUAUUAGUGUUGGCGGCAGUGCUGCUGCGGAUAACGAGAAAAAAUGACACUGUGCAACGUAAUGGUAGCAGAGCUAGUCAGCAUAUACGUAAUCCCAGAUAUUACCAUCAACAACAACAACAACAGCAGCAACCACAAAACGGUAGCAAUUCGAAAAAUGAUUCAUCCGAUUCGGGUGUUUCGACAAAUGGACGUCAUCAACAUCACCACCACCACCACCACAAUCAUCAACAACAUCAACAGCAGCAACAGCAUAUUCGUCAACAGCAGCAACAACAACAACAACAGCAUAAUCAAAAGCAACGCAAAACGCGCUCAAACAGUAAACGACAAGAAAAUAACCACGCAACAAGAGAUGAGAAACGUUCAACCGAUUAUUCAGUUGAUGAUUGGUUGGGCCAUGAAAUGGUUUACUGUUACGAUCAUCGGUAUAUAUCUUCAUGCGCCGAAGAAAACUUGUUGGCAGCACGCCACAACCCAGCUCAUCGUAACAGCACCUCUAGCGAUGCUGCUGCCAGCGACGACCUCAACUCCAGCUCGAGCAAUGAAGAUUUGAGCGCCGUCUACAAUGUCAUGUCGCAGCCCGACAAGAAAUCUGGCAAGGCACGCAGAAAUCGUCAGCAACGUCGCCGCAAGCAUCACGACGAACAAACUGGCGCCCAACUUCAGCCCAUUCCUAUGGACGUCGACGAGGAUAGCAAAGAAAAUCGACGUCCUGCACAGCACCAGCCGCAACAGCAGCAACAACAGUCGGCUAAGACGACUAGCGUCAAUUUGCGUAAGCAAUGCACCAAAGCUGCUGCAUUGAAGGCGGUCAACCAGCACAACAACAGCAAUGCCGGCAAUAGCGUGAACAGCAGUAGCAAUAUUGCAAUGCCCAAUAGUAGCGCGCAUGCGCUCACCAACUCACCGUCCAACUCUUCAGUGUGCAGUGCACUCUCGUUGGCUUCAUCCACAUACUCACUCUCAUCGUCAUCGUCAUCAUCGAUGUCGUCGAGCACAUCAUCUGCCUCGAGUUCGCCCACCAAUUCGGCGAAUUGCUCGCCCACUGCCUCACCUACCGCCAGCAAGCGCAAUACGGAGAGUUUCCGCAAAAUUGCACGCGCGCUUGCCCCGCCACUGCGUCAGCACACCAAGUUGAAUAUGUCGGAGGCCGAGUUGGUGCAACAAUUGCGGCGCUAUAUCAUCGAUCCGAAUUUGUUGCGCGUCUAUGGCUACCCGGUUGAGAGCGCCAUACACGAGGGUUGCAUCGAGAUCUACAAAUGUCUGCCACGCCCCUCCGGCGUACACACACACCACCUUUCAACUAAGACGGACAUCGUUAAUACAACCGAUGGCCUGCAGUUGCGCAUCUCCAACACCAGCAGCAGUUACACCACAUCCUUCAACACUACCAGCAGCAGCGUCGAAGCACAAUGGACACUCGGCAGCGACAACUCGGCCGACUCCGGUCAGGGUUCGGGGGAUUCCAGCCCACCUUCAAUGGAUUCGGACUCAAGCGAAGCUGGUGAGGAUGAACCCGCCACCACAACGGCUUGUUUCACGCCAGACGGCAGCUACCAGAUAUUCUCGCAGUACGAUCAAUCGCUGGAGAAGCAAUGCGUGCGUUGUAUGCGCACCUUCCACGUCACCGAGUCAGGCGAGUACCUCAGCUACGAGAGCUGCACCUUCCAUUGGGGCAAGCUGUACAACCUGUAUACAGGCAGUAAAGGCUACACCACGCAGUACACCUGCUGUACAGGCACCAAGGAAACCGAGGGUUGCUCGCGCAAUCCUUUGCACGUGUGGACCGGCGCUGUGGUCGGAAUCAAUGGUCCCUACACCGAUUUUGUGCACACACGCCCGCGUUGUGAUGAUAAAUCUGACACGCCUAAGGUUUAUGCGCUCGACUGUGAAAUGUCUUUCACAGGCCGUGGUCUGGAAGUGACCAAAGUGACGGUGGUGGGCUACGAUGGCCAGCUUAUCUAUGAGCAUUUUGUGCGGCCGGAAGCUGAAAUUGUCGAUUACAAUACACGUUUCUCCGGCAUCACCGAAAAGGAUCUCUGUACACACUCGAAUAAGGACGUAAAGAUGUUAGCCGAAGUGCAACGUGAUCUGUUACAGCUAAUCGACGCCGACACCAUACUCAUCGGCCAUGGGCUGGACAAUGAUCUGCGCGUGCUGCGGAUCGUGCAUAAAACGAUCAUCGACACCUCGAUCGCAUUCCCACAUUCAAGCGGCUUUCCAUACCGCCGCGCGCUCAAGAACCUGACAAAGGCGUGUCUGAAUCGCGACAUUCAAUGUGGCGAUGCGGGGCACAGCAGUUUCGAGGACUCGCGUGCCUGUCUGGAGCUGAUGUUGUGGAAAGUGCGGAAAGAAAUGCGGCCGACGACGUACUGAGAAGUACCGACGCGGAGGCAUUCGAGUACAUGGCUGCCGCCGAAUGGGUGGAAGCGAGGUGGGGAAGAGAACCUCGGCUUGUCAGCGGCGGUGUGUUGUGAGCGAAUGCGAGUGUGGGAGAAUGACUUAGUGAGUAAGUGAGUGACUGAACGAGUGAGUGGGAGCGUGAAUUAAGCACGCUGUGUGAUUUUUUAUACAAAUAUUGUAACUUUUGAGUAAGUGUCGUGAAAUUUUUACAGAUUGAACUUGUA